AUGGCCGUGAUCAGGAUCAUUCUCAUGGCCGCGAAGGCCGCCCCGGAGGCGGUGGUACAUCCCAUCUCGCAGCUGGUCCGGUACGUGCACGCACCCGGUCGUGAACGGCCCUCGGGCCCGGUUUCCGCCAUAGACUCCAGCGUGAAUGCGAGCCCGGCUCCGAUCCUGGUGCCUGGUUUUGAAGACGGGGGCUCUCGUGACGUACGUCUGAUACAGGUUGUCGGACAUGACCCCGGCCGAGACCAGCACCAGGAUGUCGUCCGAGAUGAAGGCUGGAGAGUUGGUCGAGAAGAAUAA
Messenger RNA from Penicillium pulvis, 297 nucleotides. RefSeq lists its product as uncharacterized. The transcript has a single exon. The coding region runs from base 1 to 297 and encodes 98 amino acids. The record is from RefSeq and is a predicted model, not a curated record. Lineage: Eukaryota; Fungi; Ascomycota; Eurotiomycetes; Eurotiales; Aspergillaceae.